GAACUUGCUCAGGCGGUGGGUUUGGCAGGUGGGUUUGGCAGAUCAAGUACGAGGAGAAGAAGGAGCCAUGGCCUCUGCUUCUUACAAAGAAGAUUUGACUUGCUCUAUUUGUCUGACGAUCUUCUCGGAUCCUGUAAUCCUGCCGUGUGGCCACUCUUUCUGCAGAGAAUGUAUUUCCCUUUCUCUGAAAUCACAGCGCCAGUGUCCACAGUGUCGGGCAGACGUUCCAGAAGACGAGCAAUGUCUUCUCACCAAUCACACUUUGAAAAGUCUUGCUGAAAAAGAAGUGGAGAAACUGAGGAGAGGGCAUGGAGAUGACAAGGAAAUUGACGACUGGUUGUGCCCUGAACACGAAGAAAGGCUGAAGCUGUUCUGCGUCACAGAUCAGCAGUUAGCUUGUAUUAUAUGUCGAGAUGGGGAGAAGCACGAAGGGCACAAGUUUAAACCAAUCAAAGAAGCAGCUGCACUUGUGAGGAACAAGUUGGAGGCGUUUGUGCAAUGCAUUGCUGAUGAUAUCGAUGCUACAGAGAGGCUGGUCAACACAAAGAUGGAAGAGAUAACAAAAACCAAAGACAAGGUUCAGCAGCUGACGACUCAGAUCUGCAGACAGUUUGAGGAGAUGCACCAGUUUCUGAGAAAGAGAGAAGACGAGAUCACGAAUGACCUGAAACACAAAGAGGACGAUGCUGUCGAGAAAAUGAGCGAGACAUUAAAUGCCAUGGAAACUGCUCUGUCAGAGAGCAGAGAGCUGCAGGCAAAGGUGGCGACUGUUCUAGAAACCACAGACUCUGACAAGUUCUUAAAGAGCUGGACUGAGAAUAACAGCAUGGUGACUUCUGAACAUUCAUUCAAGCCCAAAGCCAAUGAGUUUAAAGUGGAGAACACGUCUCUCUCUCUGGGGCCUUAUGACAGUCACCUGCAGUUCUUUAUGUGGAAGGAGAUGCUUCAGGUCAUCAAGCCCCAAGCAGAGCUGCUGUCACUCAAAAGUGUUAGCAGUAACAUAACAGUGUCUGAAGAUGGGAGGAAUAUGAUGUAUAGGCCCGUAUUCAUCACAAAUUGCAAACAAAGGAGUUAUGGUCGUAAUACCAGUUACAUUCAAUAUGACCAUAGUUGCGUGGAGCACACCUCAGUCCAGUGUGUUUCUGCGUUCAGCUCCAAUGAGUUCACCUCAGGGCAGCACUACUGGGAAAUGGAGGUUGGAGAAAGGGACUAUUGGAAAGUAGGGGUAGAAAAUCAUUAUCUUAGCUAUGAUCAGCAAGAAUAUGUCACUUCUAUUCAAGACACAGUGUUAGCAUUGGCAGGAAGACCACAAAAGAUUGGUGUUUACCUAGACUGCCUAUCGCAGGAGCUGUCCUUCUAUGACGCAGAAAACAUGACUCAUAUUCACACUAUGAGACACUGUAUGUCAGUGCCAGUGAAAGCAUAUUUUGAAUACAGAUUUAGUGAGGCAGCAAAUCAUAACCCCCCAAGAGUGUGCUGGUACUGAAUUCUGGGAAAAUGGGGCAACUGGAAAUUACAGACAUGACUUCCAAGAUGGUGCCUUGGUUCUAAUUCCUCGUCCUUUCACUGUUUGUGUUUAUUUCUUCCAUAAUCGUCCUGGGUUCUGUACUACGAAGGAGGAGUUAUGGUUAUCAAGGUAACUUCAGGUUUAAUGCCAGGUUUUUUAGUCCUACGAAGAUGGUUCAGAUCUCACCAUGGUAAUGCUGAACCACUUACCUACUCUGGAACAGAUUAAGUUUCGACCAAUCAGAUCACUGGAAAAUUUGAGUCUUCAUUCUAAAGUUUAGAGUAACGUGAGAAAUAACAAAAAGCAGAAGGUAUUUAUAGAUGAUUAGACAGUCCACAUGAAAAAUCUAAUGAAUGGAGGGAGAGUUUAUCACGCCAAAUAACUACAUAGGCUGAUUAAUAUCAUAGUUUAAUAUCAAUUCAACAAAGAUAUCUUGAGGACUUUUAUCAGUAAAACCCUCACUCAGUAACUAACUUCAUGUCCUUCUUUACAGUAUAUCAUUCGGCUGACUUUGAAUGUGUUAAGUUUUUAUUUUCUUUUCUAGUUAUUUGAUCAUAUAUUUAUAUUUCACUUUGUAGAAUGCCACAUGUCAAUUAACCAAUAUUAACUGCUCGUAUCAGGGUUUCUUCUCAUAUAUUAUUUAGGACUUUGUUCAUGUUUCUGACGAUGUUGCUUGUAAUAAACGUCACUGUGCUCGCCUCCAUCAGGAUCACAAACCUUUUAAGAGAGGAAGCUGCAAACAAGCACAUGAGAUAUGAGAGUUGUUCAGUCUUCUCCCUCUUAUUUUCUUACCACAUGGAAUUUUGCUUAUUUUUAUUGGAUUUUUGUCCAGCACAUACAUGUUUUAUGAUACCAUACUCCUAGUUAUUGUAGGUUGUUUAGAAUGUCUUGGGCAGAAUAUACCAUUAGCAUAUGGCUGUGUACAAUAACAGAGUCUUUGUUGAUCCAGAUCUUAUGUGUGACUCAAAAUAAUAGGAAUGAUGAACUAUAACCUAUACCGUACUUUGUAAUCUACACAGGAUUUUAAUGAAAAAACUACAACUUGUACAAUGCUGAACGUGACCCCCUGGAGUCAAACCUGUGGUCAUUGUGUAUUGUUCCUUCACUGGGAAGUUUGUGCUUCACUGUGCAGAAAGUUGCACAAACACUGUUUGAGUUUCACACUUGGCAUGUGCUCACCGUAAUACUGACUUGAAGUUGUGGAUGAUCCGUCUGGAUUUUGUGCAACUGUUAUGAUGCAUUCAAAAAAUAAAUAGAUUAAGUCUGUUGGGGAAAAUGUCAACUUUUAUUCGUGUCUGUGGCAUAUACUGUAACUGUGUUAUGUAGACACAACGUGGACUUUAGAAGGACACGAGCCAUGCUGUGGAUGAGACGACAGGAUUGACUAACACUGCUGUAUAUUCACUGUAUGUCUGUAGCUCUUGAGUAUGCAUAGAGAAACAUGUUUGCUUUGCAUUGAAUUACUAGAAAUGAUUUGUUAAGGAAAAUAAAGCCCUCUGAAAUAUC
Messenger RNA from Scophthalmus maximus (turbot), 3013 nucleotides. RefSeq names its product nuclear factor 7, ovary-like. The transcript has 2 exons. NCBI's taxonomy places the organism in Eukaryota, Metazoa, Chordata, Actinopteri, Pleuronectiformes, Scophthalmidae. Gene Ontology annotation, biological process: protein ubiquitination. Gene Ontology annotation, molecular function: protein binding; ubiquitin-protein transferase activity; zinc ion binding. The record is from RefSeq and is a predicted model, not a curated record. The coding region runs from base 68 to 1486 and encodes 472 amino acids.